Gallus gallus (chicken) is the source of this 4326-nucleotide messenger RNA. It is a transcript of the gene STK31, whose product is annotated as serine/threonine kinase 31. NCBI's taxonomy places the organism in Eukaryota, Metazoa, Chordata, Aves, Galliformes, Phasianidae. Gene Ontology annotation, molecular function: protein kinase activity; ATP binding. Bases 310 to 3231 code for a protein of 973 amino acids. Gene Ontology annotation, biological process: protein phosphorylation. The transcript is spliced from 24 exons. The record is from RefSeq and is a predicted model, not a curated record.
AGGGCCAGCGGCGGGAAACUGUACGAAAGGCGGUAGCGCGUGCAGCCGGUAGGUGUGCGGUGGUGGUUCCUCGUGGUUAAAUGCACUUCGAGCUCCCUCAGCGGGAUUUAAUCUGUGGGUAAGCUGAGGAUGUUGUGGGCUCCCAUGUUGAAGAUGCCAUAACAUUUUGGGCACAGCCAGGUUUCCCCAGAAUCACUGUGGUUGGAAGAGACCACUAAGAUCAAGUCCAGCCAUCAGCCCAUCACCACCACAUCCACUAACCCAUGUGUCUUAGUGCCACACGUAUGCAUUUCUUGAACACCUCCAGGGAUGAAUAUCAGUAGCUGUAACGACCUCUUGAAAUUAAGUUGUGUUCUGGCAGAAGCUUGUCCUCGGGCUCAAGCAGCAUUUGGCAAGCUUGAUUUUAAUAAGAUUUAUGGUGGCUGUUUUUCUGAAGAUAGAUGUUGGUACAGAUGUGUGGUGCAGCGUAUGAUCAACAAUGAAAAGUGUCAGGUAUUAUACAUUGACUAUGGAAAUUCUGAGAUUAUAAAUAGAUCAGAAAUAGUCGAAAUUCCUGAAAACUUGCAAUAUCCAAGUGUUGCCAAGAAGUACAGACUCUGGGGACUGCGGCUACCAGCUGAUCAGAACUUAAACAUGUUUGACCAGGGGAAGACGUUCUUGGGUAGCCUAGUUUUUGAAAAAGCAAUAAAAGUACGACAGAAGGCCAAGCAGAAGGAUGACACCAUUCUUGUCCAGGCAGAAUGUGAGAAAGUAGACAUUGGGGAAGAGGUGGCCAAGGCGGGGUUUGCUGAAAAGUACAGAUCUCCUGGAAGCACUGAAGAUGUGGAAAAGAGAGAAGAUGCCGUGCAAAACCAGUGUAAGAAGAUGAGAGCUCCUGCUCAGCUGUGGGUGAACAAGCCUGGUCACGCGCUGUGCAACCGUCCCAGGGUGUUCUUGGACCCUGUAGCUGCCCCUGCAAGGAAUGAGGUUUUUGCUGGAAACCGUAUGAUUCUUACCAAGGACAAAACACCAGCUUCUGCCCCAGUGCUUAACAGAGGUUUGGCAUGUGUGAGAGAUCAGAAUCUGGCUGAAGAGAAUGACAUCUUUGAAGAGGAGAAAGGAGCUCACAGAAAGGAGAAUCUAAAUCUAUUGAGAAGACAGAAGGAACUUGAACUGGAAGUUGAGCAUCUGAAAGGUGAACUUCAGAUAAUUAAUCAAGAAAAGGAAGCAUCCAGGAAAAGAGCUGAACAUCUCGAGGAAACCCUGCAUAAGUACAUUGGUACAAAAAUGAGAGAUUUGGCUGCUAAUGUGAAGGUGUUGAAAGAAAUAAGGCAUGCAAAAAAGAGCGCUGGUUUUGGGGAGCAGCUUUCACAAGCCAUAAAACUGGUUACAGAAGGAAAUAUCACUGUUCCGUGUUCCUUGGAAAAGUUGCAGAAGCUUUGGACAGAGUAUGACUUGGCUCAGGAGGUGAUUCGGUUAUGCGAAAAUGUGGAUGAAAGAGAUGAGUUGAUUACAAAAAGAAAUGAGGUGCAGCAAAACUUGUAUUCUGUAGUUAAAGAAUUUAUUUUGGAAGUGGAUCAACUGUUCAUCUGUGAGCGCUCGAACAUGUUACAGGAACUAUCUGUUUCUCUGGAGAUGAUUUAUGGUCAAGUUUGUGAAGUGAAUGACUCUGAAGAGGUAUUUCAACAGUUCCUUAAGUGGAAGUGUGCUAAAAUAGAGGAGUUCAUUGAUAUUAGAAAUCAUACAGAUGCUGCUUUGCGAAUUCUCACUGACCUGUUCAGCAGCAUCCUAAAGUGUUUUGACCUGAGCUCAGAAGCAUUUUCUGAUAUAGAGGAAGUUCCUGGUAAUGUGGAUGAAGCUCUCAAAGAAGCCGAAUUGUGUAUUUGCAAAGAGCUGAAGACAGACUUAACAGAGCAUGACGAGAAAGAGAAAGGAAUAAUUAAGAGUGCAUACAGUAAAGUUAUGCAGAAAGUUUGUCAAGAGCAAGAUCUGAUCACAGUCAUACAAAAAACAUACUUGGCCAGUGUUGAGUUCAAGAAAGAAGCUGAGCAAUGGCUGAAUAGAACACCUAAUUCUGACAACUUAUUAUCAAUUAAAAAAGCAGUGAAAAGUUUGAAGGCCCAGCUAAGAUGGAAGUUGACUGAGAAGAACAACACUGAGGAAUCUGACGAUUACAGUGAGCUUGAAAUUACAAGAAUAAAAGAAGAAAUUGCUGCUCUGCGAAAUAAGCUUCUUCAGGAAAUAUAUAGGGAACAAGAAGAAUAUGAGAAACUUGCAUAUUUGGUACAGAAAUGGUUCCCUGAGUUGCCACUUCUGUAUCCAGAAGCAGGAAUUCUAAGCUAUAUGAAUUCAGGUGGACUUCUGUCGCACAGCCUGGAGCGAGACCUUCUAGAUGCUGAGCCCAUGAAGAAACUGAGCACAAAGCGGCCUUUAGUGUGUUCAGAAAUUCAGGAUCAGAAGGUUCUCCUAAAGGGAUACUCUGUAGAUGUGAGCUCAGAAGCCAAAGUGAUAGAGAGAGUUGCCAAGUAUCACAGAGCCUGGGAUCAGCAGAAGGAGAAGUCCAGUUUAUUACAACUGUUGUUUCUUCUUUUCUGCAAGUCUGAUCCUCUGGUGUAUUUAAUGGUCCCAUACUACCCCGGAGCAAGUCUGACUGCUGUACAGGCUGAUGCACCUUUAACUUUAGAAGAGACAUUAAAAGUCAUGAAAGGAGUGGCCCAAGGUCUGCAAACGUUGCACGGAGCUAAUAUAGUACAUGGAUCUCUGCAUGGAAAUAAUGUUUUUGCUGUGAAUCGAAAACAAGGAAUUGUUGGAGACUUUGACUUCACUAAAUCAGAGGAGCAACGUGCUGCUGCAGACACAAUGGUUAUUGGUACCCUGAGCUUGGUUUCUCCUGAACUGAAGAUGGGACAGCCAGCUUCUCCGGCCUCUGACAUGUAUGCCUAUGGCUGCCUUCUGUUCUGGCUUUGCAUUCAAAACCAGGAAUUUGGCAUAAAAGAAGAUGGAACACCUGAGGUAGAUGCGGUUGGCAUGGAUGAUAAAGUUAAAUCUCUUAUCCUGAAUUUGUUCCGCUGUGACAGACUGACAGCUGAGCAGGUGCUGAGGGAUGAUUGUUUCCUCUUAGCUGAUGCCAUUCCAGUUCCUUCACAGCUAGGUGAAGAGCAUGAGCCACCUAAGGAACACGAUUCUGAGAAGACAGAUGAAGAGGAAGAUGCAGUUAACUCCGAAAAGAACGCAGUAAACCCUACCCAGUAGAUAAGGAGCUUGUCUGUCAGGUGUUUGACACUUGUUUUUGUUUCAUUUUGAGAUCAGUUGUCCUGAUUUAAAAUCUCAAAAUAUAAAAGGCGUGAUAGGGGCAGUCAUGUUUUGUGAGGUUUAUGUAAUCACUGCUUUCUUUUAAAGUACAUAGUCUAAGAGUUCAGAAAUAUGCGAUUAUUCCUUAAUUUGUCACCCUUUUCUUUGCCUGUUAUGAAGGCUUUGCAUUUAUGAAGUAUAGUUUGUUAAUGACAGAAGUAUUUAAGGUCUAGUGACUUUUGUAUCCAGUUUUUUGGUGUUACCUUUUCAGUUAAGUUUUUUGUUACUGCAGUAAGGUAUUUCCUACUGCAACUGUCUUCAAGAUUUAAGAAAAAAAGCCUUCAGCUGGUCAGGAAAAUAGGAAGCAAGCUGCCUCUUUUCUCUUUCUGCACCUCAAGAUUUCUAAAUAGCAGACACUGUUUCAGUUGCUCUUUCACAGUGUUGCUGUGCUAAGUGGAAUACUAUGCACACGUGUGCUGCAGAAAUCACUGCUUAUCCGUUCUACUGUGUGUAUCAUCUGUUCUUAGGUAUUGUUGACCGCAGUUUGGCAUUUUGAGUGUGUUUACUUUUCUGCAGUGCUUUUCUGUUAGCAUUACCCUUAAAAAAGUUUUGUUAGCUCUUUAUUUUCAUAGGAAACUGUUGCUUAUCUGUAGUUCUUCUCUCUUGGGAGGGGGAAAGGUUAAUGUUCAGAGUUCCUGUAGCAAUAGAUUUAGCCUCUGGGUGUUGCUCUUGGACAGUGCUGUUGGCAGACUAGUAUUUUGCAGAGGAAUUAUUGAAAAAGCCUGUUGUCAGAUGAAGAAUGUAAGAAUUUGGUGUGUAAUGGGCAAGAUGCAGCAGCAGGGAAACCAGGAAACCCUUAGGUACAAUAAUAGUCAACGGUAGAAUAUAUCAUUCUGGCAGUUCCUUCUGUGAUAACAGGCUGGCUUGCCUAUGUCACUGUUCUUUACUCAAAGUAGCAUGUAAAAUACCUGGUCCUGUUUUCAUUGAAUUGUAAUGAUUUUUUUUUAAUUUCUAUUCUGUAUGUAAUUAAUGUUAUUAAAACACUUGUUAAAAUAA